ACCGUGGUCAACGUCGAUCAGACCCACCAUCGCAUCUCCAUCCAGACCCUGAGACCCCAGCGUACCACUCGCUACCGCCAAUAUGUCUAUCGCAGGCUUCUCGUUCUGGUUCUGGCGCAUCAUGGAGAUCAUCACCCUGAUCCCGACGCUGGGCAUGCUGUCCUACUUCGUGCAUGCCUACACGGAGUCGAACUCACUCACACCCGCCUCCAUCCUGGUGCUGUUCAUAGUGUCAGUGCUGGGGGCAGCAUGGACCGUCGGGACGCUGUUCCUGUACGCCCGCGCGAGGCACUCGGCCAGCUUCGUCGCAUUCGUCGACCUGCUCUUCAUCGGCGCCUUCAUUGCCGGCGUGUAUGAGCUGCGCGGCAUCGGCAAAGCCAACUGCACCCAUUUCACGGCUGGCGGCUUCUACUUCGAUCUGGGCCCGUUGGGGUACAUUGGACGCAACUCCGGGAACAAGUGGGCAGUCAAUACAAACAAGAACUGCGCCAUGCUGAAGGCGUCGUGGGCGUUUGGAAUCAUGAAUUGCAUCUUCUUUGCAUUCACCUUCGUAAGUUCGAACCCAAUGCUUUGUAAAUCGACCAUCUUACUAACAAGCCGUAGUUCUUCGCUCUCCUCGUCCACCGUCAUCACCGCGACGACCGUGUCGUAGUCAAGCGCGAAAGCAGCCACACUUCUCGUCGCACCCAGCGCGGUCCCUCUUCCCGCAGCCCGCGACGAUCGCACCACAGCAGCAGGAGGAGCCAC
Messenger RNA from Mytilinidion resinicola, 747 nucleotides. RefSeq lists its product as uncharacterized. Lineage: Eukaryota; Fungi; Ascomycota; Dothideomycetes; Mytilinidiales; Mytilinidiaceae. The record is from RefSeq and is a predicted model, not a curated record. The coding region runs from base 83 to 652 and encodes 189 amino acids. The transcript has a single exon.